This is a messenger RNA of Colossoma macropomum (tambaqui), 3863 nucleotides long. It is a transcript of the gene fmn1, whose product is annotated as formin 1. Gene Ontology annotation, cellular component: actin filament; cytoskeleton; cytoplasm. The record is from RefSeq and is a predicted model, not a curated record. NCBI's taxonomy places the organism in Eukaryota, Metazoa, Chordata, Actinopteri, Characiformes, Serrasalmidae. Gene Ontology annotation, biological process: cortical actin cytoskeleton organization; actin nucleation; actin filament network formation. Gene Ontology annotation, molecular function: microtubule binding; actin filament binding.
UUGGUGCAACCACUGUCCAAGCAUUUAUGGAGCUAAGAAGUGAGGAUGCCCGCUGUUCCAUCAGUGCAGAGACAUGUAACACAGGCAGUGUAGAAUCAUACACGCAAUCCAGUUCAUUGGAGGGUCCUUUGGCCACGCCCCCUCAGGAUACUACCCCCUCUUCUAACCUAGCUGAGAUGAGAGAAGCUGGAGAGCGUUCUGUUAGCUCAUCAGAUCUUCAUGUCACUGAAAAAGGGAAUGACCUGUACACAUUUCCCAAAUGCGAUUCUGAACAGAUGUUAGAAAAAUUAGGACCAGCAGUUCCAGGCAGUCAGAAAAAAACCCAAGAAGGAAGAGUAAUUAAUGAAGAUGGACAACAGGCAGGGAAGCCAGAUAUGGAGAAGAAAGAAGAGAGGAAGAUAGAAGAUGAGGGGGAUAACCUGGCACAAAUAGAAGGAGAACAUGAUACUCACAGUGAGAAAGCCACCACUGGAAAGAUGAAGAAAGAGCAAGGGGAUACCACCUCAGCGUCUUUAAAUGAAGCCUCUGCUUCUGGAAACCCUCAAAAUCAACCCACCACUGAAAACACUUCUAGCCCAAUUCCAGAUUCUGGAGUUUUGGAGAAACCUCGCCAGAUACCCUCAUUCUUCAGUGGACUUAAAGGGCUAAAGAAAGACAUAGAUGAGCAGAAGAAGGGAGAAUCAACCCCAGAGCAACACAAAGGCCCUGAUCUGAUUAAGCGAAUGUCUGUUAGACGAGGACUUUUCUCUGAACAGCGUUCCAAAAAGGAGGUGAAGGGGACCUUCCUUGAGCAGCUCUCCCAGCUCCUAAGCUUUGAUGCCAGCAAAUUGGAAAUAAAAAGAGAACAGAAAACUGCAACAAGUCCUCCAAUGUCUCCCAUCAGCCAGAAGCCAGCAGCAGAGAAGCUUACCAUAGUUGAAACUGUAGAAGAGCCUAAGGUAGCGUCAUCAGAGGGUAGCAAAUCCCCAAAUGCAGAGACAGCUCUCGAAGCCUUCAAGGCAUUCUUUACCCCUAAACCGCCCAAAAAGGACACCUCUGAUCCAGAAGCUGUGAAGAAGACCCUAAACAAAGACGUUAUCCAAGCUAUCUUUGACAGGAGCUCUAGCAAGUCUCCAGACAACAGGAACCUCUCUGAUUCCAAAUCUUACGAAAGUGAAGAAAGGACCCCGGGGCGGCUCCAGGCCGUCUGGCCCCCACCAAAGCCCAAAGACAAGGAGGAGAAGAUAGGACUGAAAUACACAGAGGCUGAGCACCAGGCAGCUCUUCUACAACUGAAGAGAGAGUGCAAGGAGGAGGUGGAAUCAUUAGAGGCUGACUUUAAGCUCCAGUUGUUCCGCUUGCGAGAGGAGAAUGCAGAAUCUCUGUCCAGACUGCAGGCAGCCAUUGCAGAACUGAAAGAGAAGGCCAAGCGUUCCCAUGGUGACCUUCGCGAUGUGGCUGUGUCCACAGAGGACAAUGUCACGCCUCGUGCCUUUCGCACCGUGUGCAUCCAGACAGACCGAGAAACCUUCAUCAAGCCUGUGGAGGAUGCAGAAUUGAGUAGUGGCCUUUGUCCGCAACCAAUUGUGCCUAAAAAACUUGAUCUCACUUCAAUUAAUCUUAGCCUUUCUGGCAAACAGCCUGAAGCCAAGCAAGGUCUGCCUCCUUCUCUUGCCCCGCCUCCGCCACCCCCACCCCCACCACCACCUUUACCUGUUCAGUCAGAAUCUGAAACCAACAGAGCCCCACCCCCUCCACCAUCAUUACCUGGUCACUGUGACGAUAAUGAUUUUUCCAAGCCUGACAAGUCUUUGGACAGACACCUGCCGCUUGAAAAAGGCGGUGGUCCACCCCCUCCACCACCACCUCCACCUAUGGCCGGAUGUGGUCUUCCUCCUCCACCUCCAACUAUAUCAAGCUCUGCCCCCUCUCCUCCAACUGGAGCCGGUUUAUUACUCUCUAAAGGUGAAGAGUGGCCGCAACGGAAGCCGAGAGUGGAGCCAGUUUGCCCAAUGAAACCACUCUACUGGACACGCAUACAGGUUCAAAACAACAGAAAUGAUACGCUGUGGAGCUCACUCAAGGAGCCAGCCAUAAUAAACACCAAUGAGUUCGCAGAGCUGUUCGCUAAGAUGUCCUCACCCGCUAAAAGGAAACCCCUUUCUGAGGCCUAUGAGAAGAAAGGCAAAGCUAAGAAGAUCAUUAAGUUAUUGGAUGGCAAGCGCUCUCAAGCAGUGGGCAUUCUAAUCUCAAGUCUCCAUCUGGAUAUGAAGGACAUACAACAGGCUGUUUUGAUGCUGGACAACUCUGUGGUUGACCUGGAUGCUAUUGAAGCCCUCUAUGAAAAUAGAGCUCAGCCUGAAGAACUGGAAAGAAUAAGAAAACACUAUGAAACCUCAGAUGAAGAGCAAGUCAAACUGUUGGACAAGCCUGAACGGUUCCUGUAUGAACUCUCCCGUAUUCCUGAAUUCUCUUUGAGAGCACACUGUAUCAUUCUCCAGUCAACAUUCGGUGACGCCAUUGCUUCUAUCAGGCGUAAAACAGAGAUAGUCCUCCAUGUGUGCAAGGAUCUGCUGGAGCGGGACAGUGUGAAGGAAGUGCUGGGACUGGUGCUAGCUCUGGGGAACUACAUGAAUGGAGGGAGCAGAACCCGAGGCCAGGCAGACGGCUUCGGCCUAGACGUUCUUCCCAAGCUCAAAGACGUUAAGAGCAGAGAUAAUCAGACAAGUUUGUUGGAUUAUGUGGUGUCCUAUUAUCUACAAAACCUUGAUGAGAAUGCUGGAACAGAAAACUGCAUCUUUCCAUUACCUGAGCCUCAAGAUGUCUUCCUUGCUGCCCAAGUUAAGUUUGAGGAUCUCAGCAAGGAGCUCCGGAAGUUGGGGAAAGACCUGGCGGCUUGCGAGAAGGAUGUCCAGAGCGUGUGCUCCAAAACAGCUCAGAUCUUCAUCCAUCCCUUCAAGGAGAAAAUGGAGGCUUUUAUAACAACUGCUCAAAAUGAACAAAUAGCAACUGAACACCAUCUAAUACGGGCUCAAAAAAGCUUCCGUGACCUGGUGGAAUACUUUGGGCUGAAGCCACGUUCUGGAGAGCAGGACAUCCUGCCUGGCCAUGUUUUUAUGCUCUGGUUUGAGUUCUGCAAUGACUUCAAGACCAGAUGGAAGAGGGAGAACAAGGUCAUCUCCAAAGAGAGACUGAAAGAAGCCCAGCAGUCAGUGCGUAACAUCACAGCAGAGAAGAAAGUGGAGACCAGGAGGGCCCAUGCAAAUGGCUUGAAGGAAAGACUGCGUCAGAAAGAAGCGAGUCUAGGCAGCACCUGAGACGUAACCAACUCUUCACACUAAUGCAAGGUUUACUUUACAUCAUUCACAAAUGGGAUUGGUGGCAGUUUUGAUCCAGGUAUUGUGGGAACUGCAUAUGGAUUGGAAAAGGACCGCUAUAUAUGAGGGUGCUCUGGAUUCAGCCGAUUACAGAAGGACAUUCACUCCACAGUUAUAAAAGUCAUGCUAUAAAACUGUGGUCAUUUAAGAUUCUUCCUAGAUUUACCCCAGGUAAAACUAAUCCAGCUCCAACAGAGCUAAAGGAUGGAGUUUAAGAACUCUGGCCUGCGCAUUAACAGGGGUGUAGCCAAGGAGUGGCCAGGGGCUGCUCUGUGAGCAUUAUAUGAAGUAGGCUAUGGGGAGAUGUGUUAACUCUUCAAAAUUACUUGACUUUAAUCAUUUGUCACACUAAUUAUUUUCAUGUGUAUGUCAGGUGCUAAGUGAAAUGCAGUCAUAUCAACACAGUCUAAAUUGUGUUUUUUGUUCAUUUUCUAAGUGUGAAUGAUUUAACACAUCCUCUUCAGGAAGCAAACUUAAUUGUGGCACUAUUUCUAUUUAUUUGCUGAG